AUGAAAAUUGAGCACUAUGUUAUCCAUAUACUCAGGUUCUUCGGCAUAUCUUCCUUAAUGGAACCGGAGCAAUAUCCCUUGCAUCCUGUCGAUGGUGUCACUACGGUGAACGAGUCUCCAGAGAAGCCACCCAUAUUCCCUGCUCCGGGAGGUGGAUCUGGGGAUAACCGCAUCAAAUGUGAUUACAGUCGUAUGGGAUCAGACUGGGAGCAUCCCGAUUCUCCAAGUGAGAGGCGUGUCUGGCUUCGAAAUAAAAAGACCAGCAAGGAGUUCAACAUCUCCACCGAUUACGAGAACGAGUGGCCACUCGGGAUCAAGAGAAAGUACCAUGUCGAGAUACUAAAUGACACACAUGCCAAUUGGGAUGGAGUGGAGUUCCACGGGGCAAAGCUGAUUAACGGGACCUUUCCUGGGCCAUGGAUUCAAAUCACAGUUACAAACAAGCUUUCCUAUAAUGGGACUGCGAUCCACUUUCACGGACAACGUCUGCUCAACAACAGUCUAAUGGAUGGUGUGCCAGGGGUAACUCAAUGUCCCAUUGCACCAGGACACAGCUUUACCUACAGGUUCAACGCAACGCAAUACGGCACCUCGUGGUAUCAUAGCCAUUACUCUCUUCAAUACACCGAUGGAGUUUUGGGGCCCGUAACUGUCCAAGGACCAACCUCCGAUAACUGGGAUACGUCGGUCGACCCAAUUCUCCUAGGUGAUCAUAUCCACGAAAGCGCGUUUCAAAGGUACUAUCAAGAACAAUUCGCAGGCCUGAAGGUCAAGGGGAACCAUGUCAAAGGUCCACCAAAGAUGCAAAGCAUUCUUAUCAACGGGCGAGGAGGUAAACGCUAUCUCCUGAGAUUGAUCAAUACUUCCACCGAUACGACGUAUAUAUUCACUAUUGAUAACCAUAACUUCACCGUGAUUGAAGCGGACCUGGUUCCUGUUACUCCGUACAACGCAACUUACCUAGCCAUUGGGAUCGGUCAACGAUACCAUGUUGUGCUCAAUACUUGGCCCAAACACCAGCGCAAUGGGACAGAUGACUUCUGGAUCCGAACUAUUCCAGCUGAUCACUGCAGCAACUUUGAUGCUUCUGCUGGGAAGUACCUUGAAGUGCGGCAGGGGAUCCUUUACUAUAAUGAGAAGAUGGGAUGGCCGGAGACAACUGAAAGUGAAAAGGUCAGCUAUGAAUGCCGCGAUGAACCCUAUGAGAACCUAAAGCCAGUAUUGCCAUGGAAAGUCCCCAAGCUGUCCCUCGACGAACGGGGAGAACUUUCUACCCCGAAUUCCACUAUUCGGCUUGCAAAUUGGAGCCUGCCAGCUGAGCCUAACGUGCCUGCGGGUCCUUUGGUCAACAACUGGAACAUGAUGGACUACCCAAUCUGGGUGGCCUAUUCAAAGCCCACCGUCAAACAUUUGGAUGGUCCGUUUGAUAAGCAUGCCGUAGUCUAUGAAGUCUCAGACAAUGAAACCAGCCACGAGAAGUGGAAUUACAUGGUGAUCAUCGGCAAUCAGACAACAGACCCUGGCCAGGGAAAGAAUGGCAGAUUGGUCCCUGCCGCACAUCCAAUCCACUUACACGGCCAUGACUUCGCCCUCCUGCAGCAGUCGAAUAAGUCAUAUGUUAAUUCAUCAUCACUGGAUCUGAAGUAUGACAACCCCCCUCGACGUGAUGUUGUCCUUCUUCCAAAGAACGGGUUUAUAGUAAUUGCCUUUCGGACGGACAACCCGGGAACGUGGGCUGCUCACUGCCAUAUUGCCUGGCAUGCUUCAGCCGGCCUCGCAUUCCAGAUCUUGGAGACCAAAGACCGAUUCAAGGACCUCUUGAAAACAAAGCCUCUCGAUGUCGCUCAGUUGGACGACGGCUGCAAAGCGUGGGGUGAAUGGUUCAAUAACUCCCAGAACCAUUGGCACCCUGGUGGGCGUUUCCAAGAUGACUCGGGUAUUUAG
Messenger RNA from Aspergillus alliaceus, 1944 nucleotides. RefSeq names its product multicopper oxidase. The record is from RefSeq and is a predicted model, not a curated record. Lineage: Eukaryota; Fungi; Ascomycota; Eurotiomycetes; Eurotiales; Aspergillaceae. The transcript is spliced from 7 exons. Gene Ontology annotation, molecular function: oxidoreductase activity; copper ion binding. The coding region runs from base 1 to 1944 and encodes 647 amino acids.